AUGGAUUGUCCCAAAUUGAAAAAGCCUUUCAAGAAGUUCAAAAAAAAAAAAACACUUAAAGCAACAUGGGAUGAAUCAAGUGAAUCCAAAGAUAAGGAGAUUGGUGAUCAAGUUGCCCAAAUGUGCUUCAUGGCAAUGGAGGAAAGCUCCAAUGAGGUAACUUUAAAUGAUGAUGUUGUUGAAUUUUCUUAUGAUGAACUAGUUAGUGCUCUUAAAGUUAUGAAUGAUGAACUAGAAUUAAGUCAUAAGAAGAAUAAACUUUUGAAAAGUGAGCUUGCUUAUUUAAGGAAGGAAAAUGAGACCUCAUCUAAGGAUGAUAGACCUUUAGAUAGAAAGGAUAAACUUGAUGCAAUUUUGGACCCUCAAAGAUCUCCUAGCAUCAGGUAUGGACUUGGCUAUAACAAAUUUACUCAAGCACCUCCUUCCAAGACUACUUUUGUUAAAGCAUCUAGUUCUAAUGAGCCUAGUCCCCAAGUGCCUAGUCCAAAGCUUGAAAGCAAGUGGUAUUUGGAUAGUGGAUGUUCAAGACACAUGACUAGAAAUGCCAACCUUUUCCUUUCACUUGAAAAGAGAGAUGGAGAUGUCAAGUGCUUUGUUUCUAUUAGUGAUAACUCUCAGACUUGGCAUAGAAAGCUUGCACAUGCUAGUGUCGACCUUUUUGCAAACUUGAACAAGGAUAAGCUAGUUGAUGGGCUACCAAAGAUCAAGUUUCAAAAAGAUAAGGUGUGUGAUGCAUGCCAAAUGGAUAAAUUUGGCUCUAAAAUUAAUGAAGGUAUCUUCUUAGGGUACUCUAUAUCUAGUAAAGUAUAUAGAGUUUUUAAUAAGAGAACUUUAGUUGUUGAAGAGUCAAUGCAUGUUGUAUUUGAUGAAGCUAACUCCUUUGGUCCUAGAAAGGAUAUUUCUUAUGAUGAUGAUAUUAUAGGUAAUUUUGAUGAGUUGACUCUCGAAGAUCCUCAAUCUAGUGAAAAUCAAGAUCAACUCAAUGAAGAUCCCUUAAAGGAUUUGGGAGAUGAUGAAGUUGAGCUUUAA
This is a messenger RNA of Hevea brasiliensis (rubber tree), 1029 nucleotides long. RefSeq lists its product as uncharacterized. Bases 1 to 1029 code for a protein of 342 amino acids. Lineage: Eukaryota; Viridiplantae; Streptophyta; Magnoliopsida; Malpighiales; Euphorbiaceae. The record is from RefSeq and is a predicted model, not a curated record. The transcript is spliced from 5 exons.